Molecule: messenger RNA, 354 nt
Organism: Ogataea parapolymorpha DL-1
Lineage: Eukaryota; Fungi; Ascomycota; Pichiomycetes; Pichiales; Pichiaceae
Exons: 1
Coding region: 1-354 (117 amino acids)
Source: RefSeq, a predicted model, not a curated record
AUGGUUGCCAUCAACAAGAUUUUCUGUGCUUCCCUGCUCGUUGCCGCCCCAGCUUUUGCUGCUGCCCUGCCUGAAGCCCAGGCCCAGGCUGACCUCUCCAAAUACAAGGACAAGCUCGGAAAAUUGAAGGAGAAAUUUAAGGGCGGCGAAGACGAGGACUGCGACAGUUCCACCAAGACCACCCUGGAGACCUCGACCACGUCUGACUGUGACACUGCCACCAAGACCACCGAGAUCAUCACCUCCACCUCGUCCUCCGACUGUGACACUGCAACCAAGACGACUGCGUCGUCCAGCUUUGUCACUGUCAGCUCUUCCUCGGACUGCGAUACUGCUACCAAGUCUCUCCUCUAA